GGAAAUAUUUUUUUUUCCAUUUGCUUUGCAGUUUCAUGUGACUGCUCCUGCUGCUCCUUUUCCUUUCCCUCCUGCAGCUUCACUCCUUUACCCUGCCAGCAGGCAUUUGCAGGAGGAAACCUGGGUCUGUCUGAGGACUUCACCCCUCUAUAGUCCUCUGGGGCUGCCUGGGGCUCGGCAUUGCUGGGGGUCGGCGGGGCCCUGGAGAGGGUCCCCAGCAAGGGGCAUCUUGUGCUGCCUCGUGGCUUGAACGCUUCCAAGAAAAUAGAGCUGCCUCCGUUUGGUGGAUUUAUCUUUGUGAUAUUUAUACAUUUUGAAAUCAUAGGCCCUUUGGCUACAGUCCCAGCUCAGGGGCUGUAAACCAGGCAGGAGGACUUAAAGUUCCUUUUAAUUACCCAAUUCCCCUGCUCCCACCAGGUGUAUGGUGCCUGGCCCUGCCAGCGGCUGAGCUGGCUGGGGCAACCUGCAGGCACGCUUUACGCUCACCCGCUCUGCCCACGCCCUGAUGCAGGAAAGCAGAAAGAGCAGCAGCCUUGAACUGCGCUCAGCGAAACCACCGUGCAAGCACGGGGAGCGCGUGCAGCUGCCGCAGGGGCACCAGCGAGCUCUGUGCACGGUGCAGGAGUGAGCCGUCAGCUUCCCCUCGCAGCAGGGAGCAGGGACAGGAUGAGAAAACCCAGCAGAGGAGCUGGUGUUCAGCUGCCUUCGCCGUGUUUCGGCUUGUUUGGGGCAUGCUGGUGUUUGCACGGGCCAGAAGGGCGCUUAUCUGCCUAGGCUGAAAUCAACAUCUCCCUGCUUCUGCGUUCGCCGUGGGGCUCGGGGCAGCCAUGCCGUCUGCUGAGGGGGCAAAAGAGAUCCAGAAAAAUGGCCUCCCUCUCCUAAAAUAGCUGCGGAGCAGCUGCUGGCCUGCCACGCUCUGCUAGCAAACAUUGCAAGGGCCCUGAUUCACCGACAACAGGUUUCCACAGCGGAGGUGGCAAUUAUCUUGCGAUUCCAGCCUGACUGCCAAGCACCGGGGUGUAAUUAGCUCCCAGGAUUUGCAAGCCCAUAUGAUCGGCUUUAUCGUUAGCCACCAGAGCCGUGCGGGGAUUUAAAGGAACGAUGCAGAUAUUUGCAUACCGGCCUGCUGUGACUGGGCUGCCGCCGUUGUCCGACGCCUUACAAAGAAAGACAAGUCCCUCCCCGGAGCUCGGGCACGUCGUUGCCUUGCCGCGGUUGCUGUGCCCCUGCCUUUUUGGGCAGGUCCAGAGACGAAGCAGUCCCAAGAAGACCAGGACAGCUUGCGGACAUUGUUGCUGGGACUCUGGUCCUCACCCUCACCUCGUUUUACUGCCACCCCAGCUCAGCGCUGAAGGCAGCCCUGGUCACCUCUGGUCAGCGCUGCCUGGUGCUUUCCCCUGCAAGCUGUGAUUCCCCGUGCGCAGGCUUCCCCAGCCCUGCCACCGCUGUCUCCCCGCUCUGCUCCUCACCCCGGGGGCCCCGUGUGGUGGUCCCGGUGCACCCAAAGCCGCUCGGUGCAUACUCACGGGGUCUAGGGAAGCCGAGGCAGGGCAGCCCACCAGCCCGCGUCCAUCUGUGCUUCUCCGCGGUCCCUUUGGUUUUUGCCUCCUUCCCUCUCCUGCCACUCUCCAGCGGGCAGAAAUAGCCCUAAAACAAGUGCUGCCUUCCGGGUAGAGAUGCCAGGGGCUGCACAGCCCCGGCUCCCCAGGCACAGCCCGCUCUCAGGGACCCCGCUGUCACCGGUGUCCCUGGGGCAUCCAGCGCAGCGUGGUGCCGGGACAGGGUCCGGUAGCAGCCGGCGAGGAACAUCUCCUCUCAUCCACCAAGAUAAUAAAUUCUGCCUCGGAGUUUCUCACCUGGCAACAGUCACCAAGGAAACCCGGACGGCUCCCGUUGGGUCCCCGUUGGCACUGCCCGGGGUGUCCCCGAGCCGCGGGGCGUGCAGGGAGAGGGGACGCGCGUGUCGCUCUGCCACCCAAGGCGCCGGGCGCGCAGGCGGGCACCCUGCCAGCCGCCCGCUCUGUAACAUGAGCCCCGGCGCUCCGAGCCAAGUCCCGGGCGGGAGCAAACCGCCCAUCGACGAGGGCUUGGCCCUCUCUCGUCUUUCUAGAGCUGAGUGCAGGUUUCGCUGUUUUGGGGGGUGUUUUUUUGAGGUUUUCCUGGCUGUGGGCGCGUCAGGAGGGGUGGUUUUGUUGCUGCUUGGGGGUUUUCCCAGUCCUUAGAGAGCCAGGAAUUUCGGACAUGGGCAUUACAACAGCAGACCUCUCAAAAUCUGCUGGGGCAGGGAGGGAGACCCGCUCUGCUGUCCCUCGGGAGGCUGUGCAGCUGUCUGCCACACUGCACUCCUCUAUUUAUAGCACCCGUGGUCGUGCCUCUUCCUGCCACCUGGCCCGGCUGUCACCUGGCAAGUGCCAUCCCCAGGCACCGAGAGGCGCUGCCCUCCAGCGUGCCCGUGCGCUACGGCUGCAGCUAGUUCUGCAAAAGGCUUCCCAGCCCCGUGCUGCCUGCAAAAGCUGGCACUGCCCCUGGUACCGGUGAGGCCAUUGGCACAGGAGCAGCAGGGAAAGGCUGGGGCCGGGGGACACGGUCACCGCUGGGCCCUGGGAAGUGGAGCAGGGCAGUGGCAGAGGUGCUGACCCACCCUGCAGCACCUCCGUGUAGGAGGAUGAUGAGCACAAGCGGGAGGCAAGGAAGCUGUGGACGUCAGGAGGCAGGUUUUUACUGGCGUGCAGAAAUGAGACUAAUGCUCAGCUAAUGUUUGUGACAGCCCUGCAGUGCCCUGGGUGCUGCCCGGUCACCUCUCCCUCUGCCAGGCUAACGCAGCUAGGCUGCCCCAUACAUGGGGCGCACGGACUCACCCCAAACAGUGCGGCUGUUGUGUCUGGCCAUGAGAUGGGUGUGGAAACUUCCUCGGUCAAUCAUUAACCUGGUGCAGCUCCCUGCUCACUACAGCGCUCCCAGGCAGCUCGCCUUGUGCCCCAGCGUGUGGGUGCUGCGGGAUGCCCGGCACUGCCUCUGCAACCCAGCUCACUGCUGCCAGCUGCUGUAUGGCACGGACUGUUGGGACCCCGUCCGCAGCCUGUGGGAGCUUCCCGGUGUGCUUUUCACCAGGUCCGGCGUCCUCGUCCCUCUGGACCCUGCGCUCCACACCAAAAGUCCCUGUGGCUCGGCCAUCCCCUCGGGGCCUCUCCUCGGCUCCAGAGAAGGCAGCCUCAGCUGCAGGGAAGCAACAGGAAACCCGAAGAGCCUCAUAAGAGCUUUGGGGCUGCAGAUCAAGGAGCUGGUGCUUUUUGCUGGCUCCGUUCCUCGUCCUACUGUCACCACUUCCCAGCCCUGUGCCACCCUCAGCCAGACCCUCCUCUGCUUCAGAGCCUUGCAGCUGGCCUGGGCGAGGCAUCUGUGCCUGGGGGCCGUGGGGCCAGGACUGCCUCCUGGGGGCCCUGCUCAGGAGCUGUGUGUGUGCAGAAUGGCCCAGUGCCUUCGGCAGAGUCCGAGAAACUCUUGGGUAUUUCUCAGGGUCCCCACCAGCUCCCUGCUCCCAGCCAGGCGCUGCUCAGCUGGGCUUUGUUUCUGUUCCAAAAGCCACAUCUGCUGCUGGAGGUGCCGAGAGGAGCAGCCCCGCAGGGACUGCGGCACUGCGUUUCCCAGCGGCCACCGGCCUGGGCUGACCCACCGGGAUUAGGGAGACUGCAAGGAGUAAAUCGUGUAAAUCCAGAUUAGAUUUAAGCAGCUGCUACGCAGAGGAGAUGCGAGCAGGAGCCGUGCAGGAGAGCAAGCAGGUGCCAAAGAGAGGCCGACCCCUCGGCGGGGGCUGCAGGGCAUGUUCCAGCUCUUCUCCCACUGCUGGUCCUGGCUGCAGGCCAUACAGGAGCCCAUCAGGAAGGUGACCCUCCUCGUCGUGGGGCUGGACAACGCGGGGAAGAGCUCUGUCAUCAUGGACAUAGGGAGAGCCCUGGCCUGCGAGGUGCUGCCCACGGCACAGCCCGGCCAGACCCGCCUGCGGGUGGACAGGUUCGAGGUGACGCUGGUGGACCUGCCCGGGGGCCAGCGCUUCGCCUGGCGCAGCCACUACGGCACGGCCCACGGGCUCCUCUUCGUGCUGGACUCCAGUGACCUGGCGCGGAUGGAGGAGGCCCGCAAGGCUCUGAGCCGCGUCCUGAGUCACCCUGAUGUCUCUGGAAAGCCCCUCUUACUGCUGGCGAACAAGCAGGACGUGGCGGCCGCCCUGCUGCCCUGCGAGCUGAUUGAGCGCCUGGCGCUGGAGCGGCUGGUCAACGAGAACCGCUCGCCCUGCCGCAUCGAGCCGUGUGCGGCCGCCGGCCCGGCCCGCAGCACCCUGCAGGGGCUGCGCUGGCUCCUGCGUGCCGCUGCCGAGCGGUCCCCGCUGCUCCCUGCCACCCGCUCCCGAUGGCCGACCCCAGCCCCCGGACAGCCCGCGGCCGCCUGCCCGCCCGCAGGAACCCCCCGGCCCGAGGGAGGACGACCAGGACGGCGUGGGGAAGAUGGGGGAGCACCGGGCCACCCGCCACCUCCUCCCCCAGGAGGAGAGCGCAAAGGGUCCCGGAGGAGGAAGAGGAAGGUGAAGGUGAGGAAGAAGGGCCCGGGGCAGCCGAGCCUGGCCGAGGAACCGGACAGAGCAGGAGGGGGGGUGACAGCCGAGCCAGCUCUGCUGUGGGGCUGCUGGCCCCCAACAGGGUCGGGCAGGAGGAGCCUCUGCCCCCCGGAUGGCUGCCCCCCACCCAGCACAGGGCAUGAAAAAGAAAAGAAGAAGAAAUUAAGAAUAAUCAAAGUCGCAGGAGCCUGCCGCGGAGCAGCAGCGGGAGGAGGUCUCGAGCACCUUUGACUUGUACCGCCGGGCGAUGCUGGCUCUCAAGAUGCGGCAGGAGCAGAGGAAGCAGCCGUCUGCCAUCGCCCCCUGAGCGGGUGCAAGCUCCCAAGGACCCCGGGCUGUGUCGCAGUGGCUCUGGGACCUGCGGCUUGUGCAGAGCUCCUGGGGUGCUUGGCCAGGGCUGGCAGUCCUGGGCAGUGGGUCCUAGGCAGGAACAGCAGCGUUUCUGUCCUCUGCGUGACUUGAAAAUCAGGAUCUGCAGGAACGAGCCAAAAGUCCUUUUGUAAAAAGCCUCUCUGGCAGCCAGGCUGCAAACCCUCCUGAAAAGGUCAGGCACUUUCUGACCCUGCGUUAAUAUUCUGUGUAGGACUUGCUCUGAACACGACCGAGUCUGUAGAAGAGAGAAGAUCAGAGCGAAUAUCCCAAAGGGAAAGCCCGUCUCUGAAUUGGACACAUGCCCAGGCAAAGCUGUCAGCACAGGUCGGGGGCUAACUCGGCCACUCGUUCAGCCCCUGCCUGCUGCCUGGGCGAGUUGUUUCCUGCUGGUGAGGCCAGGAAGGCCGUCCAGGUGUGCCUUCCAUCCCCAGCCACAACCAGCAGCACAGCAUCAGGAGCCUCCCCGCCUGGUGGAAGCUGGGGAUGCCCGUGUCGUUUCUAAACCCUCCUGCGUCGCUGACAGCCGCGAUGCAGGGCGGUUCCAGAGCUGUGCUCAGCUCGGGGCUGAACCAGGACACGGAGCAGCACCUGCGUGCCACACAACCCGCCUGGGCAGAGCUGCGCUCUCACCGGGACUUCGAUGUGCCGGAGCACCGUGCUGCCCUGCUCCGGCAGCCCCGGGGCUGGCACGUGUGCGAGGAAACGGCUGCCAGAGCUGGGAGCACCGCACAUGAAGUCGCGGGUGCAACAGUUUUCCCUCCAUGGCCGCAACAAUGUGAGGACUUGAACUGUGCUCAGAAACUGAGCCGUGAGUCACCGCCGCUUCCCUGGUUGCUGGUUGACAGGCCAUGCCUUCCAGGUCCAGGGCAAGAGAUAUCGCUACAGCCCUUCCUUCAGUUGGGCUAAAAAGGGGAAAAGAAGAAAAACUCGGACUAUUCUGCCUUGCUAGUGUGCUGUAAAGCUUUGUUUAACUCUGUUAGAUUCAAUUGCCAGUGACUACAGCGACUAAGUGCAGCAGCAAAUUAACACCGGCGUGUAAAUACAGCCCUUGCAGUACA
Messenger RNA from Cygnus olor (mute swan), 6042 nucleotides. RefSeq names its product ADP ribosylation factor like GTPase 13A (gene ARL13A). Gene Ontology annotation, cellular component: non-motile cilium; ciliary membrane. The record is from RefSeq and is a predicted model, not a curated record. Lineage: Eukaryota; Metazoa; Chordata; Aves; Anseriformes; Anatidae. Gene Ontology annotation, molecular function: GTP binding; GTPase activity. Gene Ontology annotation, biological process: non-motile cilium assembly; receptor localization to non-motile cilium.